Chaetomium strumarium is the source of this 730-nucleotide messenger RNA. RefSeq lists its product as uncharacterized. Bases 300 to 680 code for a protein of 126 amino acids. Lineage: Eukaryota; Fungi; Ascomycota; Sordariomycetes; Sordariales; Chaetomiaceae. The record is from RefSeq and is a predicted model, not a curated record. The transcript has 2 exons.
AUUUUGCCCAACCCCUGGUGGGACUUGGUUGUAAGCCACGCCCCAAGUGGAAGAAUUUCCCCGCAGCCUUAUACUAUCAACCAACUGUGAUGAGAGGGGAAUUUCUCUAUACCUAGGAUGACAUGGAUUAUCAUUCCAAGCCUCGGACAACGAGGUUAACUUCGUGAUGUACAUAUAUGGACUAUAAAGCGACGGCCUUUUCCAGAAGCCUGGCGCUUCGCCUUUGACGACUGCCCGAUGGAAACCUUCGAAGCUUUGCUGGUUCGACCGACCCGAAAUAAUGUUGACACCCCGCUUUCAUGACCAGACAUGACAGCGACUCAUUCCCAUCAGCCGACUCAACAGCUGCCGGAAUUGAUGCGCUGCCUUUCCUUCAAUUCUAUGCGAGGCUGCCGUGUGCUUCUGUGCCUCAUCAUCCGAUAAACUCAAAUUGGAUGCCAAGCCUGGCCUCAGUGCUCGCCAUAGGUACCAGAGCAGUCACUGCCGGUCAGCGUUACCUCGCCCAGCCGGUAACCUUCUGUUCAACCACAUCAUAUGCCGUUGUCCUUUUGCCCCUUCUAUCCUCAGAUUGUAUUCCUUGUUUAUUGAUUUUCUCAGCUACUCUCAUAUAUGUUUCUCUUCCGUUUCUUCACCAUAUCUCGACCCUAUAUGGAGCAGCAAUGCUAUGCUGGUUGGGUUGAAGACACAUGGAAGUCUAUGGCGUUCGGGAAUACACGCUGGACUUUAUCCG